AUGGAGCUCGACAAGGACAACGCCAACCCAACCAUCUUGAAUCCCUCGGAUCUGCCCUCCCGACGCAGCGAGUCGACGGUCAAGAGGCGCGAUGACGGCGGGACCGGCCUGUUUGAUGAUUUGAUACCGCGCUACAACUACCUCAGCGACCCCUUCGACGACUCUGUGUCGGCAAGCGCAUCUGAUAGUGACGACGCACGUGAGGACAUCGAUGAGCAGGAAAUCUACGACCUCAUUUCCACCAUCUGCGACCCUGAACACCCGUUGUCCCUCGGCUCGCUGUCUGUCGUCAACCUGCCCGACAUUCACAUUCUGCCGCCCUCUUCACCGCUUUCCAACAUCAGCACCGUCGUCGUCGAAAUCACCCCGACCAUCACCCAUUGCUCCCUGGCCACCGUCAUCGGCCUAGGUGUCCGCGUCCGCCUCGAGCACGCCCUACCCCCACGCUUUCGCGUCGAUGUCCGCAUAAAAAAGGGCACCCACAGCACUGAUGAGCAGGUCAAUAAGCAGCUCGGAGACAAGGAGAGGGUCGCCGCUGCCCUCGAGAAUGGUACGCUGAUGGGCGUGUUGAAGAAGAUGCUCUCCACGUGCGAGUAG
Alternaria postmessia is the source of this 597-nucleotide messenger RNA. RefSeq lists its product as uncharacterized. The transcript has 2 exons. The coding region runs from base 1 to 597 and encodes 198 amino acids. The record is from RefSeq and is a predicted model, not a curated record. Gene Ontology annotation, biological process: iron-sulfur cluster assembly. NCBI's taxonomy places the organism in Eukaryota, Fungi, Ascomycota, Dothideomycetes, Pleosporales, Pleosporaceae.